AUGUGGAACAUCCACAUGUACGUGCUGAUCUACAUGUUCUUGUUCCUGCCGACGCUGCCGGAGGCGAUAUGCUACGUCCAGGAAAACCCGGGCACGGCCCUCCAGGUCGCCAUCAUGCUCCUGUCCGCGCUGUACUUCAUCUGGAGCCUCUACUGGCAUUAUGCUAGGUUCUUUCCUUUGUGCGAGUAG
Messenger RNA from Tricharina praecox, 189 nucleotides. RefSeq lists its product as uncharacterized. Bases 1 to 189 code for a protein of 62 amino acids. The transcript has 2 exons. NCBI's taxonomy places the organism in Eukaryota, Fungi, Ascomycota, Pezizomycetes, Pezizales, Pyronemataceae. The record is from RefSeq and is a predicted model, not a curated record.